Haemonchus placei is the source of this 594-nucleotide messenger RNA. The record is from the annotation of a GenBank genome assembly. Lineage: Eukaryota; Metazoa; Nematoda; Chromadorea; Rhabditida; Trichostrongylidae.
AUGUUGAGUCCACUGUGUACGGUGUUUGUGUAUUGCAUGUAUCGAAAGCGGCAAAGCGCUAAAAAGAGAAAAUUGCCACGUUUUGGACCGUGGACGCUCUCGCAUUCAAGGCAUUCCAUCCUUGAGACGAAUAUCCUUUAUCGCCAGCCCAUUGAAUUUCGAACUCCACAAACCGAGGAAGAAUGGCUAAUUCCCAGUGAUGAUGUCAGCGUCGGCGGUGUAAUUGGAGAGGGAGCAUUUGGCCUGGUUUGUAAGGGCACAAUGAGCGGUCCGAAAGGAAUGGCGGUUCGAGUUGCGAUCAAACAGUUGAAGACGAAUGCCAUCGACGAAGAGCGUGAGGAAUUUCUACGUGAAAUGGACAUCAUGAAACAGGUCGGUCGUCACCCAAAUAUCGUGACGAUGUAUGGACUCUGUGAAGAACCGGAUUUUCAGUGUAUGGUGAUGGAGUAUGUGCCUUUUGGCGACCUUAAGCACUACCUGCAGAACCUUAGAAAGCAGACUAUAAAAGGAGGCCGUCAAGAGCGAGGCGAGAAAAAUCCUCGUCUGCUUGACGAUGACGAACAGUUGUUCAUUAGUUGUGUCACAACUCAUCAA